GACAAAUAGUCGAUAAAUAUUUGCAAGAAUGCCCUCAAUAUUAAGCAAAGUUUUGAUGCCUGACUGGAGUGUGCCAUACAAUUGCUAUGAAGUGGGGCAUACGUGGACACCCUCGUGUACUGAAGCGGCACUUGAAUUGGGGAAUAAUUUAUCUCAAGGAUUGUCAAAGAAGUUUGACUCGAAUGGAGUGAAACAAAGUCUGCAGAGCAUUGUCCGCUCGUCACUCUUCCUAAGCUUUAAUGGCUUUUCUGUGAUUCUCUUAUUCUGUAUAACCCGUCGACUGAUGGGAAAGUUUUACUACAGUAUGUGCGCCUAUACCCCAGCAUUCAUUGGCAGUCUACUUGCAAUUAUGAUUGAACGGCCCUCCCGUCGACCGGCGCUCGCUAUAUAUGUAGCAAAUAUUGCAUCGGAAACUAUAUUCAGAAUAUUUAUAGCGAGAGGUUAUAUGAAACCCGUCCAACACGGAGAAGUGUUUCUCUUCACUGUCACGAUGUCUGUCCUCUUGUAUAUCAUUAAGAAGAACGGCUUCGGAUCGGAUCCCGUGAGUCUGGCCCUCAAGUUCAUUGUCGGACGAGAAGAGACUAAAUCUUGUCAUUCAGCACAUCAACAACUUUUGCCAAUUCAUCCAAAAGACAAUUCAAAGUCUAAUUUGUUAAGAAAGUUGAUUGAUAAAUUCAAUUCAAUGUUUCCUAAACACGAGUCGUGUCCGCACAGACACCGUUCAUGUCUCACAUAUAUUAGUUCAGCAUUUUUGCGCUCAUUUUUCAUGGGAUGGUUUGGAAAGUCUGUUGUAAAGACUCUAUCAAAACCCCGAUUAUUACUUCUUCGUCCCAAUAAGAUUAGCGACAAUUUCUUGAACUCAGAUCAUCUCUAUUUCGGUCUAUUUUUGGCCUCAUUUACAGCUAUUUAUAAAGGAGUUAAUUGUAGUCUUCGGUUCGCUUCAAAUCAAUCGCAUGAUUGGCAUUCAUUCAUAGCCGCCCUCUUUGCCGGCCCCACAAUGUUCUUAUCGCCCAACACUUCCAUUACGUUAUACCUAAUGUGGAAAUGCAUUGAGUCCCUUUACUGUAUUGGAGUCAAAAAAGGUUACAUUCGUUUUGUUAUGCCGACUGUCCAUUUAGUGUAUGCCCUCUCAACCGCUCAACUAUUUUAUUCGGCGGUGUUAGAGCCGAAACACAUGAAGCCCUCGUAUAUGAAAUUCUUGGACCGAAUGACUGCCCAUCGCCUACAUCUCCUCAACCGUAUGGUAUUGGAUGUGUUUGGAACCGAUGCCUCUGCCGGCUAUGAAUCAUUUUUACCUGAUUUUCAUCUUCAAUACACAACUAAAAGAUUUCAGGAAUCACUCUUUGAUUAA
Messenger RNA from Oppiella nova, 1351 nucleotides. The record is from the annotation of a GenBank genome assembly. NCBI's taxonomy places the organism in Eukaryota, Metazoa, Arthropoda, Arachnida, Sarcoptiformes, Oppiidae.